CUCCCCAAGUUCCAACUCCGCCAAUCACAAACCCCACUUGACGUCACGUGCUCCCAACUCUGCGAAACUCCGCUUUACUCCGUUGGAUCUGAGCUUGGCCUUCCAAUUUCAACGACGACAACAUCAGCAAUAUAAGUUACAAAGACAACCUCUUUGCAUGUUGUUUAUGGUCUUUGGGAGUUUGAUGCUCUCUUUGUAAGCUUCUUCUUUUCCCGGGGAAUUUGGUAAAUGUGCGAGUCAAUCUACGUGCGUGGCUAUGAUUUGGGUUUCUGCGUAGAGAUUUAUUCCCGGUUUUACAGAGAUGUUUGAUUGGAACGAUGUAGAGGGAAUAGUUCAUGGAUGGAGUGAAAGAAAGCGACAUGAAGGAACACGGACGGGGCUGGACUGGGCAAAUAGAAUUUUUGAAAGUGCUAUUCUUAUAUGCAGAGUCUUAUUAGUCAUAUAAAAAAACUUCCACUAUGGACUACUGCUCUAAGUGGAGUCAUAGUUUUGGUGUUCUAUGAUUUAACUGGAAGAUUAAAGCGUUUGUUAAGCUUUGGACAGUAAUAUUGAAAAGAUGAGACCAAAAUGGAGCUGGUAACUUGUUAGUGAAGUCUACAGCUCGUUAACAUGGAGGCUUGGCAUCAAAUACCACCUUCAUCAGAAUGCAGAUUUUAUGGGAAUGAGGCCCAUUCUCCUGUAAUCAAGAGAAAGAUGAGUUGAUUAACCCUGGUUAUGUCGUUGCUAUGGAAAAUUGUGUCGCAUGGUUAACUUGCUGCACUGCCUGGUUUGGAUAGCGAGUUGAGAUGAGAUGAGUUAGAAAUGCUUGAUAUGAUAUGGGGUGAGGGUGGCGAGAGUGGUGACCACAUUGUACCUUAUCCUGAGGCAAGCCAAGAUUAUCAUGACAAAAAGGUCUGCAACCAACAAGCUGCUGACAUCAAACCUAGUGAGCAGAGGACUGCUGGGGCAACAAUUGCUUUGCAUGGAAGAAGGCUGGAGAGUGGUUCUGACCUUGACACCAAUGCCAAUAAUGCUUCAGUAUUCAGCGCAGACUCCUGGCCUGAUUUGUCUUUGUCCAAUGCUGCCAAAACUGAUCAGGAUUCCAUGGGUGCUGAAGUAUCUAACAACCUAAUUGGUAUAAGCAAAUAUAAAUCAUCAAGAGAUGCUGAAAUCUUUCAAAAUACCCAUGAAGAUAGAGAGCAAGGUGAUUUUGUUGACUAUGAAUGGGCUAACAUCGGAAGCUUUGACGAUUUUGAUCGAAUCUUCAGCAAUGAUGACCCAAUAUUUGGCCAUUCAAGUAUUGGUAAUGAUGAUGCUCUAUGGUCUUCUUCGAAGGAUGUAGCUAACAGCCCAGUAAAAAAUUUCCCAAUGUCUGUGGACUCAACAAGUUUGGAGUCGGAAGAACUAAGAAACUCAUCUGAGCAAUUGGAAAGUAAAUCAAAAUAUUUGAUACAUGAGGAUGGGUCAUUGCCCUUUGGAUGCGUGAAAUCUGAAGAUGCCGCACUGCACGAUUUAAAGAAUGCACAUGCUAUGUCGGAUCCCAUGGAGUAUACUGGAAAUAAAAGGAUGCCCAUGGUGAAGAAGCGGAUAGAUAUGGACAUGGUGGAGAAAACCUCUGCAGCAACCUGUUGCCUAGCUGCUGAAAAUGUUGUGAACACCAAUGAGUUUACAGAUAAGGGUUCUAGGCAAACAAAAUCGUUGAAAUGUCGGAGAAAGUCAGGAAAAAAUGAGGGGAAGACAUUAUCACAUUUGUAUGGUACCUGGUCUCCCUCGAGAAACCCAUCCAGAAAAUUCGAGAGCCAAUUGGCUCCCUCCAUGCUUCACUCUCCUCCCUCUUCGAUGCUCGGACAACAGAGGCAGCUUCCAGGGCCUGAGUCAUUGCAGUACGGGCAUGUUGUCAAUCCAUUUGUGGCUCCAUCAGCAUACGGGAAUCUCAUGAAUCAUCCUGCCAUACCUGUGCAUGCUCACAUUCAGCCUAUGGAACAGAAUCACCAACCUUUGCUUUCGGGUUAUGAUGGUACUCCAGGGUGUGCAAAUGCUGUGAGCAAGUCAGUGAACACCCAUGUGAAACCUCUGACCAUGACACCUCAGGAAAAAAUUGAAAAACUAAGGAGGCGGCAGCAGAUUCAGGCCAUGCUUGCCAUUCAGAAACAACAGCAACAAUUCAGUCAUCAAGUCCCUAAUACCAAUAAUUCCAUCACUCAAAGAUGUCUCCAUGAAAGCCAAACUCAGCACUUUGAGGAAGCUGAUCUUGAAGUGGAAGAUAUAAGCACUACUAUGGAUCCAAACUCACCUGUCGAACAAGAUGAUUCCAAUACAGUCUCUGCAGCGCUUGAUGAUUAUUCGGUGGACAGAAUACUUUACAAGCUUCAGGAUACCAUUUCAAAGCAGUUGGACAUGAAAUUAAGACUUUGUAUACGGGAUAGCAUGUUCCGGUUGGCUCAAAGUGCAAUGCAGAGGCAUUAUGCUAGCGAUACAAGCAGUAAUAACAAGAGUAGCAGGGAUGAAGAUGAAGUUAUUGCAGAAGAUGCAACCAAUAGUACUAACAGGUAUUCAGGGUUGCCUGACGUGGAAACAGUGACCAAUCCCAUAGACCGAACCCUGGCUCAUUUGCUCUUUCAUAGCCCUCUGGAAUCACCAGGAAAACUUCCUGAUACACCUGAGUCACCUAAGCUGAUUCCAUGGGAACAAAAAGUACCAGGCUUAGUAAACUUGUCGAUAGGGUGCUUGCCAGAGUGUACAAAAAGUAAAGAAAACUUUCCUAACCAAGGAGCUACGAAUCCUUGCACAUUGUCUGAGCCCCAUCAGCUCAAGAACAGCCCUUGCACAAACACUUUAGAGAAUGCUUCAAACAUUGAGCCUGCAGAUGGUGGAACUAUGGCGGUUGAAGCCUCUAAAUGAAUGGAGAUAUUUUUUAAAACUUCAUGAGGAUAAUUCCUACCUUUAUGUCUUCCAUGCCUAUUGAUGUGUUCCAGGCAUAAUUUAUACUGAUUUACUGAUAACGGCACUGUCACUUCCAUUGUCAGCAUACUGAAUAUCUAUCGAGUAGUAUGUACAAACUAGUUAGUCUAUGUUCUCUCCAAAGUUAAACCGGUCUGCAUGAUUGCAUCCUUAAAAAACCAACGGUGAUGAUUACCAUGUGUGACUGAAUAUGUAAUAUUGUCUGUUGAAUGAAAGGGUGAACCUAACUAAUGCCUGCGACUCUUGGCAGUUAAACUAGCUCUGAAUUAAAUUUCACGUACUUUAUUAUGAAA
Carya illinoinensis is the source of this 3233-nucleotide messenger RNA. RefSeq names its product protein LNK2-like. The transcript is spliced from 9 exons. NCBI's taxonomy places the organism in Eukaryota, Viridiplantae, Streptophyta, Magnoliopsida, Fagales, Juglandaceae. The record is from RefSeq and is a predicted model, not a curated record. Bases 802 to 2880 code for a protein of 692 amino acids. Gene Ontology annotation, biological process: regulation of DNA-templated transcription; circadian rhythm.